Molecule: messenger RNA, 1818 nt
Organism: Hippopotamus amphibius kiboko
Lineage: Eukaryota; Metazoa; Chordata; Mammalia; Artiodactyla; Hippopotamidae
Gene: GPANK1
Product: G-patch domain and ankyrin repeats 1
Exons: 4
Coding region: 586-1641 (351 amino acids)
Molecular function (GO): nucleic acid binding; protein binding
Source: RefSeq, a predicted model, not a curated record
CGUGUGAUUCCCCGGACCGUGGGGCCGAGAAAGGGCGGGGAGAGGAACAAAGCUGACUGGGUUAUUUCCAGCCGCUCCCCUCACACAGAGAGUUUUAGGCCCCGGCGCGGCCCUGCUACCCGGGGUAUUGACCUCAUCCCCUCCAGCCAGCCUGGUCCUUAUCGCCUGUCAAGCUCCUUGCCCGAGUCAGCCCGCUAAGGAGACCCCCGAGGAGGCCCAUGUUUCACCCCGGCGUUCGGGCUUCCGAGGCGGGAGCCACGCAUGCGUCUUUGAGCCUGGUGACUAUUUGAUAGUCGACUCCUUUGCUUAGGGUAGCGCCAUUUUGCAGUACGGAAGCUGCAAAACAACACCGACUGGAACCUCUCCGUGAGAUCUGCUUCCUGCUUCCGGAGAAGUGUUGAGUGUUUUUGUUUGGGAAGACGUUACCCCAAAAUAGGAUCGAGGAAGAUUUAAAGAGCCAGGCUGAUUGUUUUUUUGUAAUGGUGUCUGGAGGUGGCUCUGAUUACUGCAGGACCACCAGGGGGUUGGCUUCCUUGUCUCAUCCUCCCCCUGCCUAGUCUAAUUUUCCCAGAUCUCCCAAAAGCCAUGUCCGGGUCCUCCCUCAUUAACUUUACCCCAGCCACUGACACCAGUGAUCUCUGGAAAGAUGGGCAGCUGCAGCCACAGCCUGAAGAGCUGGAACCCACCCUGGAUGGGGCUGCAGCCCGGGCUUUCUACGAAGCCUUGAUUGGGGAUGAGAGCAGUGCCCCUGUACUCCAGAGAGCUCAUCCUGUGCCUGCCAGUAAGAGAAAGAAGAAGAAAAGAAGAAUGAUGAGGGAAGCUACAGCAGGAGCAGCAGGAGGUCUUGGACAAAGGAGAUCCCUUGAAGCAGAGGACAAGAUGACCCAGCAGAUACUGAGGGCAGCCCAGGAGGGGGACCUGGCAAAACUAAAAAGGCUGUUGGAUCCCCAUGAGGCAGGGGGAGCUGGGGGGAAUAUCAACGCUCGAGAUGCUUUCUGGUGGACCCCCCUGAUGUGUGCUGCCCGAGCAGGCCAGGGGGCAGCUGUGCACUAUCUCCUGGGCCGUGGGGCUGCCUGGGUGGGAGUCUGCGAGCUGGGUGGCAGGGAUGCUGCUCAGCUAGCAGAAGAAGCGGGCUUCCCUGAGGUGGCCCGCAUGGUCAGAGAGAGCCCCGGAGAGACAAGGAUUCCAGAGAACCGGUCCCGAUCCCACUCCCCCCAGUACUGUGAGACUUGUGAUGCCCACUUCCAAGACUCUAACCACCAUACAUCCACUGCUCACCUGCUGUCACUGUCUCAAGAUUUCCGGCCCCCCAACCUGCCCCUUGGGGUGCCUACCUCCAGCCCAGGCUUCAAGCUGCUGCUGAGGGGGGGCUGGGAGCCUGGAAUGGGGCUGGGACCCCGGGGUGAGGGCCGUACCAAUCCCAUUCCCACUGUCCUCAAGAGGGACCAGGAAGGAUUAGGCUACAGAUCAGCACCCCAGCCCCGAGUUACACAUUUCCCAGCUCGGGAUACACGGGCAGUGGCUGGAAGGGAGAGAGCCCCUAGGGUGACCACACUGAACCGGAAGGAGGAGAGAAGGCAGGAGGAGAAGGACAGGACCUGGGAGCGGAAUCUGAGGACAUACAUGAACCUUGAGUUCUGAACUUGCAAGUUCUGACCCUGGUCUGCUGCUAAAGUCUGAACUUGGGCCCCUAACCUAGGCACUUGGGCUUCUACUUCCUAGGGUCUGCCCAGGUUCCACAUCUUCAGGUUUUGAUCAGUGGGCUCUGCCUUUGGGAGAAAGAGGCUGAGAGUUCAGAAAUAAAUCAAGCUUUUCUCC